Molecule: messenger RNA, 1966 nt
Organism: Musa acuminata subsp. malaccensis (wild Malaysian banana)
Lineage: Eukaryota; Viridiplantae; Streptophyta; Magnoliopsida; Zingiberales; Musaceae
Source: RefSeq, a predicted model, not a curated record
UUCGUCGCCGCUCUCCGCCGUCUCUCCGCGCUCAAUCCCCUCCUACAGAACCCUAAGCCCUAUUUCCAGUAAUCCCGGCGCCAUACGAUAUUCGAUCCCCUGGCGAUGAAGCCGCGAAGCCGCAAGAGGGCCAUCCGGCCGAUGGUCGGCAAGAAGAAGCCCAGAGUAUCCGGCGGUGGCGGUGGCGACUCCUUCUUUGAAUCCGAUACCAAGCAGCGGGGACGAAGGAUCAGCAAGGAUGAUGAUUUAGAGAGCAUGGAGAGCGACGACGACUUGGCCGACCUAGAUGCUGGACAAGAGGAGGAGGAAGAGGGGGAGGGCGUCCCCGAGGAGACGGUGGACGAGAAGAGGGUUAGGGUUGCGAAGGAGCAUUUGGAGAGGAUCCGGGCUAUAGCGAAGAGGGUAGAGGAAGAAGAGGAAGAGGACGAGGAGGAGGGGCGAGAUGAGAGGGAGGGUAAAAGGGAUUCUUUAGUGGCGGAGAUUCUUCAAAAGGAGCAGCUCGAGGAGAGUGGUCGUGUCCGGCGAUAUAUCGCGUCGAGGGUUUUAAGUCCAGAACCUGCUGAUGAGUUCCGACUGUUAGUGAAGCACAGGCAGUCUGUUACAGCUGUAGCUUUGGCGGAGGAUGACUCAAGGGGGUUUUCAGCUUCCAAAGAUGGGGUCAUUCUGCACUGGGACAUUGAGAGUGGGAAGUCUGAGAAGUACUUGUGGCCUAGUGAGGAUGUAUUGGUGUCACAUUAUGCAAAGUCCCUGCAGAAUCCAGCUAGGAAGAGAAGCAAGAAUGUGUUGGCUUUGGCUGUCAGUUCUGAUGGGCGAUAUUUGGCCAGUGGUGGGUUGGACCGCCAUGUCCAUUUAUGGGACACUCGUACUCGGCAGCAUCUCCAGGCAUUUCAUGGUCACCGAGGACCCAUCUCAUGCCUUACUUUUAGACAGGGGACUGCACAGCUUUUCUCUGGGUCUUUUGAUAGAACCAUUAAGCUAUGGAAUGCUGAAGACAGAACUCAUAUGGACAAUUUAUUUGGUCAUCAAAGUGAAAUAUUGACUAUUGACUGCCUACGGAGAGAACGACUUCUGACUGUAGGGCGUGACAGGACCAUGCGAUUGUGGAAGGUACCUGAGGAAUCACAGUUGGUCUUCCGUGCUCCUGCAGCAUCCUUGGAAUGCUGCUGCUUUAUCAAUGACAAUGAGUUUUUAUCUGGCUCGGAUGAUGGAAGCAUUGAGCUUUGGAGUGUAACGCGCAAAAAGCCUACGCACUUGAUUAAAAAUGCACAUGCUCCAUCUUUAUCUUCGAAUGAUUUUUCAUAUAAAGAGGAUGAGACAAUUAUGUCUAACGGUGGCAAUAUGGAUGGAAACUGUUCUUCAGCGCACUUGUGGGUUAGUUCUGUUGCUGUAUGUAGAGGUAGUGAUCUUGCUGCAUCUGGAGCUGCUAAUGGUGUAGUUUGUCUAUGGGCUGUUGAAAGUGAUAACAAAGGCAUCCAACCAUUAUUUAGUUAUUCUCUGGCUGGAUUCAUCAAUUCACUUGCAUUUGCAAAAUCUGCACGCUUUCUUGUUGCUGGGGUUGGCCAGGAACCUCGCUUGGGAAGAUGGGGGCAUGUUCGAAAUGCGCGAAAUGGAGUUGCGAUACACCCCAUCAGGUUAAAGGAGGAUCGGACAACAAUCCUUUAAAUGCAUGGCUUCACCAAUUAUUUAUGCAAGCAUGAAAGGAUUCCUCAGUUUUGACUAUUAAGCUCAGCAAUUUAUUGUAUCACAAGGUGCAUCAGAGAGGCUUUAGUAUAAUUCUUCUUUGCGCACAUAUAUUUUGUAUUUAACAUUUUGCUGCACCUUAGCCGUCAUGCGUAUCAUGUGGUAACAAAUACAGAUGACCUAAUGCCGGCUAGCCCAUGUAGUUUUGUUUUCAGCCGUUUUUUGUAUAACUUAAUUCUUUUACCCAAGGAAAGAAAUACACAAUCUUCAACUGGUGACUGGCACA